CUGGGCGAAUUCCAUCUUCCUGUUUCUUUGGAAAAGCCACCUACAAGUUACAGUGUGUUGUCACCAGAAGUGCAACUUCCCGGUAUGAAAUGGUUAGAGAGCCACAAGGGUGUAUUUCAUGUUGCCGUCAGGGCUGUCUCUUCCAUUUACACACAGGAUAUUCCCAUUCAUAAAUUUCUAAAGAUCUGUCAUCAGAUCGAAGGACGUGUUGCAUCAUCACCAACUCGUACCUCAGAGGGAAACCUGGAAUCUGUUUUGCGAAAAAGCAUAGUUGACUUGUCCAAGGCAAGAGAAGAACCUCUUGUGAGGUUCUUGUACCUGAUUCUGGAUAAGCUUAUUUUGCUGCUUGUCAGACCACCAAUAAUUUCAGGGACUGUAGUAAACAUUGGACAAUCAGCUUUUGAGUCGUUAACGCAGAUUGUCCAUCGACUUCAUGUGCUGUUAGAGAACAGCCAGGAUGAACACGGCCGUAAUCAGCUGCUGGCUUCAUACAUCACUUAUGUCUUCUCUGCUCCUUACAAUCACUCUCCACCAUCAUCACCUGAUCAUUAUACAGAACCAUCACGUUCAGCGAGUAUACCAGUUGGGCUACAAAGUAAAGCAAGACAGAAGAUGUCAAGCAGUAAUCCUCAGCUGAACUCAGCGGAUGAGCAGCAACCUUCAUAUACAACUGGAAAGUGGGUGGAUGAGGAAGAGGAACCAAGGAUGGCUGAGGUGAUGAACUUGCCUGGCAACAGGAGCAGUAUGGCAGAGUCUCGUCCCAGCUCCCUGGCUGUUCCUGGUCUUGUUCUUGGCAGCAGUAAUAACAGGAAGCUGGUGCAUGAGGAGUUGGCUUUGCAAUGGGCUGUGGCUUCUGGACCUGUCAGAGAACUAGCAAUGGGUCAUGCUUGGUUCUUUUUUGAUCUGAUGGAUUUUACCCUCUGCCGACGGCUGAACUCCAGUUUAGCCUUCUUCUUGUACGAUCUUUUGUCCUUGAUCGACAGAGGCUUUGUGUAUGAGCUUAUCAGGCAUUACUUUAGAGAGAUGCAUUAUCAAGCCACCAAUGAGACCAAUGAGCCAGCAGCGAACCAGCUAAGACUCGAGUUCCUGAGGAUCGUUUGCAGCCAUGAGCACUACGUGACCCUCAAUUUGCCAUUCCCAUGUCCCCUCUUCCCCACUCCUCCCUCAUCACCUACAGCUUCUGUCUUGUCAAUCGACUCGGCCAUGUCUACCUACACCUUAGUGAUCGGCAACAGUAUGGCGGAACUUUCAACACCUUUUAGACAGCAGCAUUUCCUGGCUGGUCUGGUGCUAUCUGAACUGGCUCUGGCUUUAGAAGGAGGGGACAUGACCAUAAUAUGCCAAGCUAUAGACACCACACGUGAUCUGAUAGCCUGUCAUGACUCAGACACCCGCUAUGAUAACGUCUCCUGUCGCUCAGCCGUGGCGGCUCUCUAUCUACCCAUUGCUGGACUGGUGGUAGGAGCCUUACACCAGCUACAUGGGUAUGGUACCAAGGACAACUUCAGCUUCACCCCUGAUGUUGCCAUGGCUAUAGCCACGUCCAGUGUAUCAACCUUAAAGGGAUCUGAUGACAGCAGGAAUGAAUUUUCAUCGCAGAAAAGUAAACCACAGCAGCUAAGCCUCGAAGCUACCAGAAACCUGUUGGUAUGUCUGUUGUGGGUGCUGAAGAACAUGGCUAGUGACGUGCUAAGAGAUUGGUGGGCUGACCAACAACCUGCUAAACUUGGCUUGCUGCUGGACGUUCUUCGGCUGUGCAUCACUCUGUUUGAAUAUGGCGGCAAGGUGCAGAAGUCUUCGCAGUUUCAAACUGUGCCAAGACCGAAGGCGCAGCAGGAUGCAAAAGCAAAAAUAGAAGAGAUGUUACUUGGAAAUAAAGGAGCCGCGAGAGAAAUGAUGCAGCGACAUAGCAGAGUGAUGUUAGAAAAAGGCCAGUCACCAACCCCUGAGGCUCGAUUAAGAUGGCGAAAGGAUCAAACACAAUGGAGACAGGCUACGGAACAACAAGACAGAGUGCGUCCUGAAGUUGAAGUCAAUGCUCAAAUCGAAGGAGGGCUUGCUGCUGAAGUCAGCACCAUUGUUCUUGAUACACUUGAGCACUUGGUACAGACCGUGUCUUCCUCAGAGUCUCUUCGUGUUGUAUUGAGUGGAAUCCUGCGGGUUUUACUCCAUUCUUUGAGCUACAACCAGAGUGAAAGAGUCUUGCAGAACAUAUUUGCGACUCAAAGAUCAAUUGUCUAUAAGUUCCCGGAGCUAUUGUUUGAAGAUGACACAGAGCUUUGUGCAGACUUGUGUUCCAGACUACUAAACCAUUGCAGCUCGGCUCUUAGUAGUAUUCGGGCUCAGGCCAGCGCGUCACUCUAUCUCCUCAUGCGACAGAAUUUUGAAAUAGGAAAUAAUUUUGCAAGGGUCAAGAUGCAAGUUACAAUGUCACUUUCCAGUCUCGUUGGCACUUCACAAGCAUUUAAUGAAGAUCACCUCCGUCGGUCAUUGAAAACAAUCAUUACUUAUGCUGAAUCAGACCAGGAGCUGCGAACGAGCACUUUUCCGGAUCAGGUGCGGGAGUUGGUGUUCAAUCUUCACAUGAUUCUGUCGGACACAGUCAAGAUGAAAGAGUUUCAAGAGGAUCCAGAAAUGUUGAUUGACUUGAUGUACAGGAUUGCCAAAGGAUAUCAAAAUUCACCUGAUUUACGACUGACGUGGCUGUGCAACAUGGCUACCAAACACGGCGAGAAUAAAGUGGAGGCAGCCAUGUGUCUGGUACACACAGCAGGUUUAGUUUCUGAGUACCUGAGUAUGUUGGAAGACAAGCCGCACUUACCUAUUGGAUGCGUUUCGUUUGAGAAGAUAUCCCCCAAUGUGCUGGAAGAAAGCGCUAUUUCAGAUGAUGUAGUAUCACCUGAUGAGGAGGGUAUUUGCACUGGGAAGUACUUCUGCGAGAAUGGAUUGGUAUCUUUACUCGAAUCAGCUGCAAACACGUUUUUUCGAUCUCAUUUAUUUGAGUGUGUAAAUGAGGUGUAUAAACUGCUGAUCCCGAUUCUAGAAGCAAAACGUGAUUAUAAGAAGCUGACUCAGGUUCAUCAGAGGCUUUCAGAAGCAUUCGGCAAGAUUAUACAGACGGAAGGAAAGCGUAUGUUGGGAACAUACUUCCGAGUCGGUUUUUAUGGAUCUAAAUUUGGAGAUUUGGACGGAGAGGAGUACAUUUACAAAGAACCCGCCAUCACGAAGCUUCCUGAAGUGUCCCAUCGUUUGCAGGCAUUUUAUGGAGACAAGUUCGGGCAUGAUGUUUUGGAAGUAAUCAAAGAUUCCAACGCAGUUGAACAAGACAAGCUGAAUCCAGAAAAAGCUUACAUCCAACUUACCUAUGUGGACCCAUAUUUUGACGAAUAUGAAUUGAAGGAUCGUAUUACCUAUUUUGACAAGAAUUUCAACUUAAGAAGAUUUAUGUACGAAACUCCUUUCACACCGAGCGGAAAGCCUCAUGGUGAACUGGUCACCCAGUACAAGAGAAAGACGAUUUUGACUGCUGCCAACUCAUUCCCGUAUGUCAAGACACGAGUCAAUGUUGUGCAUCGUGAACAGAUUGUGUUGAGUCCCAUUGAAGUCGCCAUCGAGGAUAUGGAACUAAGGACGAAAGAGCUUCUUAACGCAAUCAAUCAAGAACCACCAAACCCCAAGAUGCUUCAAAUGGUGUUACAAGGUUCUAUUGGCACCACUGUUAAUCAGGGUCCUCUAGAGAUUGCUUUGGUAUUCCUGUGUCACGAUCAGGACUCUGAAGACGGCGGGGAAACGCCAAUGAUCACGAGACACCAUCACAGACUCAGACUCUGUUUCAAAGAGUUUAUCAAAAGGUGCGGAGACGCUCUGCAAAGGAACAAGCAGCUUAUCGCAUCUGAUCAACGUGCCUAUCAGAAAGAACUGGAGAAGAAUUUUACACAGCUCACCGAACAGCUCGAACCUCUCUUGAGAAACAAGUCUGGCACCUUACGUGGAUCCACCAGGCAGAAGGAAGGAUCUGCACUGCUGAGGAAAAUCUCCAAGAGUUUUAAUACAGGACACAGCAUAGCUUAACUCAAAAUCCGUUGCAGAGCUUAAUCUUUGCCGAGUCAAUUUUGUAUGUUCAAGAAGUUGGAAUUGAUUGAUUGAUGGAAUGAUUAAUGGAUUUAAUACUAUACAGACUGUGAACCUCCUAUUUGUGAAAUUCUUUUGAAGUCGGUUGUGCGAAAAAUUCGCAAAAAAGCAAAAACUUUUAUCUUUUUUAUGGGGGCCAUAAAGAGCUUCUUGAUAUUCAAAGAUCCAUGUAAAUUUAGGACAUUGGCCACCGAAUAUUUUCCCAAUCAUAAGAUGUGUUUUGUACUUCGUGUGAUCAUCAUAGAAAGGUAAAAGAGACAGGUGUUAGCUUAAUGUGCCAACAAUCCUGCCCAAAACGUUUGGAGAACACAUAUCCCUUUUUCCAAGUCCGUCCCGUGUAUCAUGAGCAAGUUACGUUCAUUUUCCACCUACGAAAGUAGACUUGUCAAUAUUUCCUCCCUCCCUGUGUUUAAUAUUGUCCAGGGUUGAAGGGGUGAGUUCAUGGUAUUAGUAUUUACCAGAUGUAACGAUAGUGCCCAGACAUUUUUGGCAAGAUUGUAAGCUUUUAUUAGAAAACAAUUUAUUGUGAAUAUUGUACAGGAACAUGAAAGUAAACAAUUUUUUUUUGGUUCAAAAAGAAUAUUCUUUAAUUUCUUAUGUAUUUGCAGAAUAACAACUAAUAAGGCUAGACAAUAUAUUAUAUGCACAACAUGCCAGCUCCACACAGAGACAUGAUGAAUGUUGGAACGAAUUUGCAAUGAUUUUGCUGGUUUUGUUUUGCUUUUUUUUGAAAUGUGAAACGAGGUGUGGACGGAGAAAUGGAAAGUGCUUUGGUGGAUCAACUUUAUUAAACAGUUUCUUUAAUAAAAAAAAACUUUGUAAUGA
Messenger RNA from Pocillopora damicornis (cauliflower coral), 4956 nucleotides. Its product is annotated as dedicator of cytokinesis protein 7. The record is from RefSeq and is a predicted model, not a curated record. Gene Ontology annotation, molecular function: guanyl-nucleotide exchange factor activity. Lineage: Eukaryota; Metazoa; Cnidaria; Anthozoa; Scleractinia; Pocilloporidae. Gene Ontology annotation, biological process: small GTPase-mediated signal transduction; positive regulation of GTPase activity.